Molecule: messenger RNA, 1109 nt
Organism: Python bivittatus (Burmese python)
Lineage: Eukaryota; Metazoa; Chordata; Lepidosauria; Squamata; Pythonidae
Product: cathelicidin-2
Biological process (GO): defense response
Cellular component (GO): extracellular region
Source: RefSeq, a predicted model, not a curated record
AAGAAAGAAAGAAAGAGAAAGGGGAAGGAGGGGAAGAGAAAAAGAGGGAGGAAGGAAAGAAGGAAAGAAGGAAAGACAUUCUACAGUUUCUUCACUUGAGCCCCAGAGUGCUGAGCAAUGGGAUUGAUCCUCCUGGGUGCAGCGUGGGUCGCUUUGGGGAUCCUGGGGUCAGCAGCUUCCCCAACAGCAGAGGCCCCAUGGCUUGUUCUCCCCAGAGACGCAGCUCGCCUGGCAGUGGAAGAUUACAACCACAGGAGCCCCACACCACCCUCUGUCUUCAGGCUCUUCAAACUCAGAAGCACCCACAAGACGAGGCUGGAAUGGGGCAUCCACUUCAGCCUGCACUUCACCAUCAAAGAGACGCAUUGUCAGAAAACAGCCGGAUACAGGAUCGGAGAUUGCAGAUACAAGCCGAACGGACUGAUCCAAGAUUGUUCUGCAGAAGUAUCCUUUCUCAACCUGAUGUGGGAUUCCCCAGUGACCUCCAUGAAGUGCGGGCAGGCGAAGUGGAAGAAAACCAAACCACAUGCCAGCCCCCCGCAAGCAAUGGGGUUCCCCCCCCAAGUAAACGUGGAACAUUACAUCCCGGCGUCCUACUCUGUUGCAGCUCUGACGGUCACUGAGGAAGAAUAACAGCUGGACUGUCCCUGGAUGGCUCUCUGAGGCUGGAUCCCUGGAUCCAGGGGUGGAGGGGUCCACACGCUCGUACUAAAGAGGAUUUUUCCCCCCGGCCCCAUUUCCAGAGGGAAUGGGGUUUUUUAAAUGGCUGCAAAAACUUGUGCAAUUCUAAUUUUGUGGCAAGUGCCAUUUCUGUGAUGAUUUUAUGGAUCCCUCACGUGGCCUUUGCUGGCGGGAGAUUUCAGCUCCCUGGAAUUCAUCGGCUCCCGUGUCAAAGCUUCUUGCAGCUGCUCUCCAUGCAUGUUCAACCGAGUUGCAAGCUUUGCGAGCCAAGGAGCUGCUGAGGAUCUGCUAUGGGGGUGUGUGUGUGAAAAUGGAGAGGCACCCUCUGGAAAUCAUGGUCUUCCCUCCCAUUUCCUCAUUGUGGGUCUGCAAGGGAGUCAAAAAAGUCAAGAUUUAUGUUGUCCAGGGGUGUCUGCAGGGACGGGAGG